UUGUUGGAGGUUUGAGUUGUGUGUGUGUGUGUGUGUGUGUGUGGAGUCCAUCCCUGACUCUCCCUCUCUCGGGUGAAGUGGACGGGUCGGUUGCCCCCGGAAGUGAACGCUCGCUCCCUCGCUCGCUCGCGCCGGUUCGCCCUCCCUGAGCUGAGAGCUCGAGGCUCUGUCACAAUGAGGGACCCAGGCUCAAUCUCCCUGUUCAUCUUGGCUCUGUUGGCCAGUGCUCAGUCCAUCACACCUAGCGACUAUUUGUCAAGCUCUGAUGUUGAAAGAUUAAUCGAAACCUUAACACAAUCCUUUUCCGAUUUGGAGAGUGCCUAUUACACUAUAGUCGGAUUGAAUAAGCUAGGUGAAGAAGUACCAGAUGAACAGGGUGCUUGUGACUUUCUGAAAUCGCAAGUGGACUCCGGCGAUAUUGAUUCCCUAUUUUAUGCUGCUGAAGCAAGCCAAGUCCUAUCUAAUUGUGAGAUUGCAGUCCAAAAUGAAACCAGAGACCAACUGUUAGCAGCAGUGAGUGAAGAUUCUUCAAUUACCCAGAUUUACCAUGCAGUUGGAGCCCUCAGCAGCUUUGGCCUUCCAUUGUCAUCACAGGAAGUUAUCCGUACCCUUGGCGCUCGCAUCUCCAAAGAUGAUAACUCUUUGGGAAUUAUUCAUGCAUUGUUUGCAGCGUCAUAUCUGUCUCAGCAAGCUGAUCUCCGACUCAUCGUAGAGGAAAUUGAGGACCUGGUUGCACGUCUGGACGAUCUUGGCGGUGUUUACCUGCAGUUUGAAGAGGGAAUAGAAACCACAGCACUAUUUGUAGCUGCAGCGUACAAGUUGUCUGACCACGCUGGAAUGGAGCCAACAAUAAAAGAAGACCAAGUUAUCCAGCUUGUUAAUGCUGUGUUCAGUAAGAAACACUAUGCUACCCUGUCAGAAGCAUUCAGUGUUGCCUGUGCUGCUGCAGCUUUGUCCCAAAAUCAGUACCACAUUCCGGUUAUUGUAGUACCUGAAGGUCCUGCCUCUGUCUCUCAUAAGAACCCGAGUCUGAAGUUGCAUGUGACAAAUGUCAUGUCCCAGAGUCUGCAUUCAGCUGAAGUUCAGCUUGAAUAUGCUAAGUCACCAUCAACCAAAGCCACAAUUCUUCAGCAGUCAUCUUUUGCUUUGAAGGGCGAUCUUUUUGAAAUGAAUUUUAUGGAGGCAAAGCCACCAAGUGGAUAUUAUGAAUUCUCUGUCAGGGUGGAGGGUGACAGCCGAUUUGUUGCAAAUCAUGUGCAGCUUAAAGUCAAGGUUGCCACUGAAGUUGGUAUCACUAAUGUUGACCUUUCAGUAGUUGACAAGGAUCAGAGCAUUGCACCAAAGACUACCAGGGUGAUUUAUCCUUUAAAGGUCAAGGGAAUCCUUACCGCUGACAGUCACCAGAACAUUGCCUUAUCCUUCCAGCUGGCUGAUGUGAACACCGGCGCAGAGCUUACUCCACACCAGACUUUCGUGCGUUUGUACAAUCAGAAGACGGGGCAAGAAGUGGUCUUCGUAGCAGAGCCAGACAAUAAAAGUUUGUAUAAAUUUGACCUGGAUGUGUCUGAGAGGAAGUCUGAGUUUGGCUCGGUCUCUGGAACCUAUUUCCUCUUCUUGAUAAUUGGAGAUGCAACAAUCGAAAACCCAAUUUUGUGGCAUGUGGCUGAUAUUACAAUUAGGUUUCCUGAUGAAGAUGCUCCAACUCCAGUACAGCUUCUCAAUCCCUAUGCUCCCAAACCAGAAAUUCAGCAUCUCUUCAGGGAGCCUGAAAAAAGACCACCUACUGUAGUGUCCAACGCAUUUACUGCUCUCGUUAUAGCACCCUUGUUACUGCUCUUAAUUCUGUGGGCCAAACUGGGAGUCAACAUCUCCAAUUUCACCUUUACUCCAAGUACCCUUAUCUUCCACUUGGGACAUGCUGCUAUGCUGGGACUUAUGUAUGUGUACUGGACUCAUCUGAACAUGUUUCAGACCCUGAAAUAUCUUGCUGUACUAGGUGGCAUCACAUUCUUUGCUGGAAACCGAAUGUUAGCUCAGAAAGCAGUAAAGAGGAUUGCAGCAGAACAAAGCAGUAGGUUGGCAAAGUAUAGGACUCUUCGGUAGAGGGGUUUCUAAUCAAGAAGUUAACCCAAAACAAAGAAUUGAUAGAGAUCCAUGGAGGGAGAAAUCUGAAGAUGACGGAAAUAUUUUUAAGACUGAGAAGACACCAAAUUUUGAAAGUUGAUUGUAAUUUGUUUUUGUGAGUGGCAACCACUUUUUUUUAAAAAAAUUGCACUGACAUUUGGUCCAUGUGAGCCAGUCACCAACUUCUGACCUUGUAAGUUGCCAGUAAUUGGCAGCACUCCCUAUAAAGGAGUGCUGGCUUCCCUUGGGUUCUCCAUGAUGGUACAUGUUUUGUAAUAUCAUUUGUUUUCUGAAAUAAAGUGGAAAAUUAAAUCUUG
Callorhinchus milii (elephant shark) is the source of this 2441-nucleotide messenger RNA. It is a transcript of the gene rpn2, whose product is annotated as ribophorin II. The record is from RefSeq and is a predicted model, not a curated record. Lineage: Eukaryota; Metazoa; Chordata; Chondrichthyes; Chimaeriformes; Callorhinchidae. Bases 175 to 2103 code for a protein of 642 amino acids. Gene Ontology annotation, cellular component: oligosaccharyltransferase complex; membrane. Gene Ontology annotation, biological process: protein N-linked glycosylation. The transcript has 18 exons.